CUUCUCACACUUUUCGAGCGGGAAGUAAUAGAAUACACGCAUAAAGUUCUUUCUUCACCCUUUCUCUCUCUACAAAAAAACCCAGCUCCAAAUCCCUCAACGCUCAAACAAACAAAAAAAAAAAAAAAAAAACUCUUACACUUUUAAUGGAAUGUUACUGGAGUUGCGUUUGCCUAAUUUGUAUUUCUUUGUUACAAGCAUUUACUGCUCUAGCUAGCUAGUAGUAGUAGUAAUAGUAAUAGUUGUUAACUAGUGUGUGUUUUACUCUCUCUCUCUCUAGUUAAAGACGAUUUUUGUUUUAGUUUUCAGGUAGAUAAAACAUGCCGGUAGUGUCGAUAGAUGGUUUCUCCAUCAGGGAGUUUACUGCCAAGAUGAGGAGUGUGGACGUGGUGAAAUGCUGGCCGUUCGAUGAUUCGACGAACGAAGAUCAUAUGAGAGCUAUUUUACCUCCAAUUACCGUUAAGAAAUUCAACUGGUGGCUUGAUGUUGUUGAUUCCAGUAAAAUUAAGUCUGUUAAGGGCAAAACAAGGGUUCAGAAGAAGAGGUCUAUUGUUGAUAUUUUUGCUGUAGCGCCACAAGUGGAAAGACUCGAUGGUGACGAUGAUUAUUAUGACGAUGAUGAGGAGGACGAUGAGGAUAAUAAUCACGACAUAUCUAAUGAAGGGAAAAAUGACAUUAGAAAUCGUAAAAGCAAGAGAAAAACAAAGAAGAAGAAGAAGAAGAAAACGAUUGCGAGCAAGUUGAAGGAGGUGAAGAAGACGAUAAAGAAGGAUAAGGAUAAUAAGAGGUUUAAGCAAAAGAAGAAAGUGAAUAGUAGUUGCUUGGAUCUACUAAUACGAAAGAAGGAGAAAUUGGACAAGCUCAAAGUGCCCAAUUCUUUUUCAAAACCAAGUUGUUCACAGCAUAGUAAGAAAUGCGAGAAUGACAUGGCAGAUUAUAGUCCUACCUACGGGAAGAAACCACAAAGGAAACAUCUAGCUUCAGAUAAGAAGACCAAAGGCCUAACUGAUUCGAAUUUCUCUGCGAAACACAAAAAGAUGGUGAAUCCAGUUUGUAGCAACCUCAAGAAAAGGACUAAACGAUUUCCAGUGGAAGACUCGACAGGUGGCAUUUUAUGUGGUCCUAAUGAUGCAAAUAUUUGCGGCAAUCAACAAAGCAACAAACUUGUCACCUCAGACGAGGCCACAGAGAAAGGAGAGGUUCUAUCCAUUGUAGAUGAGAAAGGAAUAAAGAAAUAUAUUCUGAGAACUACAGAAAAUGAGGUUACUGUUCUACCUGGAUCUCCAAAGAGGUUUUCCGUGGUGGGUAGUACAGCUGAUGAUGCUCCUGGUUUACAUAGGCACAAUGACAGUACUAAAGAUAAUUCAUUUGAAUGCUGUGAUGUUUUCAAUCAAGUUUCUGAGGGGAAUGACAAUUUAAAAUUAUCCAGAAGAGACUAUGGGGUGGUAUCACAUGGUUCACAGUAUCUCUGCAAUCCUGAGUCUCUCCAUGUACCUCAACAGAUGUAUAACCACCAAAAGAAUGACCAAAUCUUUGGAAGUCUAAUUAAUCCUUGUGUUGCUAAUGAGGGAUCACAUGACCAGUUAAAAUGUUCUCUACCUGAAGUUGCUAGAGUUUGCACCAUGCAUUCUGUCAAGGCAUAUCCUCAACAUUCAUCAGCUUACGAAAAUGUGAACAGGAAGCCUGUUGUACUGCCAGAAACAAUCAUUGGAAAUUGCAGUGGUCAUUUCAUGCAAUAUCAGCCACUCCCUCAAAUCUCCGCUCAAGAACUAACGUGCAAAAUAUGUUCUUUCCCUGAGUGGAAGCAAAGAGAAUCCAUGUACGGAGAAAAGGGAAAUGAAAAAGACUAUGUUAGCUUGCCCCUCAACUCUCAAGGGGAAUUAAUUGAUCUGAACUCGAACAGUAAAAGAAAGUUGACUCAGCUGCCAAGCUCAAGGGGAAUUGCGGGCUCUUCCAGAGGAUUAGCUGUAAACAAUGUUGCACUCUCAAACAUGGACAAUCUCUCUGAUGCUAGAGGUUGGGAUAAACGAGCACCACCCACAGACCAGCUAAAAAGGUCCUCUGCAGAUGAUUCAGUGGAAUGGAGCCCUACUUUUCCCGUACCUUCAAGGUUAGGUAUCUAUGAGUAUGACGCUGGAAGAAAAAAUGUUGAGUUGGAUCCGCUAAAGGAAAAUGAGGAAGCUAUUACUCCUUUUGAGUUAGGUUACAGUGUCAGUAAUUUGUCCAACCAUAGAAGCAAGCAAAACGCUCAGGCCAAGCAACUUGAAACCAGCAGGAGUAAGCAAUAUGGGAAUUCUGACCAUGUCUCACUUCUUGUCACUCCAUCGAAAAUGCGUCUGAUGGGAAAAGAGUUUACAGUUGGUAGAAGAGAUUUUCAUGUACCACAGGAUAAAAGGAUUUGGACAGAUAAACAGAUCAUUGCCGAGAAUUUUUCUGCAGAGACUUACAACUACAAUUCAGUGGUUACAAAUCAUGAUCAACAAAAUCUCACCGUGCAUCCUGUUCUAGGAACACUGAAAGGCACGGUUGCUUGGUCUCCAAGUAUCCAAAUCAAUCAGGCCAUUCCAAGGCCUCGGGUUUGCCCCCCUCACUUCAGCCGUCAAAUUGAUUCAGUGCAGCAAAAUUGUUUAGGUGCAAUCAAACAAAGCCCUUUCUCUCCUUAUAAUCAAAAACCAAACUUUGAGGAGCCUUUUACAGGUGGAUAUAAAUCUUUCACAAUCAGCCCUUACGCACCUGUACCAACAUCAAUGCAUCAUUACUCCAGUCAGAAUGGGGGCUCGAGCUCUGUUGAUAUGAACAGUUCAAGCUGCGCCGUCAAUUUUCCUUUCUUGCAUCCAGAUUCUGGAAGGAAUUUCCGGCCAUCCUGGUCUCAGUUCUCUUCAGAAAGCACCCCAUGGUUUUCAGAUGCAAAAGAAAAGAAACUACUAAUGGAUUUUCAUGAAGUAUAUUCUACAUCUGACAGGAAACAUCAUUACUGCAGCAUUGCUGGGGAUAACCAUCAAAUUGACCCUUCGGUAUAUCUUGCAUCAGAGCGCUUCUUUUCUUUCACUCAGCGCCCUCAACCUGCAUUGGAGAAUCCAGUUUCUCCACCAUCUUUAGCUAACUAUCCCCCUAUGCCAUUCCAAAUAGGUUCCAGAGCUAAUGCUGGCACAAAUAAAAGACAUAGUGAUGUGGUGAAGUUAAAAGAGAAGAUCAUAUCGGCUCCUUGUCUUAGAGACCCUGGCAGAAAGGGCAAAAAGAGGCCGUUAUCUACAUCAGACAAUUGUACAAAUGUGACAAAAAUCCCUUACUUAGGGUUUCAAGAAGAUCCUUCAGUUGUUUUAGCACCAUUAAAAAGCUAUUCCAAUUUUGAAGGAGAUCCUUCAGUUGUUUUAGCACCAUUAAAAAGCUAUUCCAAUUUUGAAGGUCAAUACAGCUGGAGACAAGCAUUUGAAUCAGGUUCAGUUAAAGGCAUGGAAAACAGUAUUGAGAGUGACCAAAGUGGAACAUCAGAGGCACGCCUUGAAUCUUUUAACGAUGAAGAUACUCUCAAAUUUGAAUGUACUCUAGGAUCUGGUCCCAUUAGAUUAACAGCUGGAGCAAAGCAUGUGCUUAAGCCCUACCAGUAUAAUGAUCAGAAGAACUUCAGGCCAACACAUUCAACUGUCCAAUUCGAUACAUCUACUGCUGGGAGCACGACUCUGGAAACUGAGAAAUCGACCAAGAUAUACAAGUUCUAGUGGAUGUUUUUUCUCUGCUCCGGUGGACCAGGAAUCAGAUAUAAAGUAGUCAAACCACGACGCUGCAGUUAACACGUUGACUUGUAAGAUUUACUAUUAAAUUAUGCUCUAAUUUUCAGGUGACUAUCUUUUGAUUCUGAUAUGACAUUUUAAUGUGGAUGCCUAACUUUUGACAUUCAUCAUUUGUGUGGGCCUUCAGUA
Messenger RNA from Lycium barbarum (goji berry), 3920 nucleotides. RefSeq lists its product as uncharacterized. Bases 321 to 3719 code for a protein of 1132 amino acids. The record is from RefSeq and is a predicted model, not a curated record. Lineage: Eukaryota; Viridiplantae; Streptophyta; Magnoliopsida; Solanales; Solanaceae. The transcript is spliced from 6 exons.